ACUUCAAUUCCAGCGGUGGACGAGAGCUGGACUUUGAAGAAAAUGGACAAGCAGAUGCUCUCUGGGGCCUUUUCCAAGCUUCUCUGUGGGACUCAGACUGUGGCUGGUUGGUGAUCAGGACAGGCUGCCCGUUUGGAUGCCUUGUCCCCUUGCCCGAACCAGAGAUUCGAGACCAGAUUUCACAAGGCGCAAGAGCACAGGACUAAAUGUUGCAGAAUUACUCCAGUGCCGUUGAAUUUUACCUCCUUGGUUUCUAUGGCUCCAAAGAAAUUCACCAUCUCCUGUUUGCUACCUUCGUCUUCCUCUACUUGGUGACAUUAAUGGGUAACACCGUCAUCAUCCUGACUGUCUGUGUUGAUAAACGCCUGCGGGCCCCCAUGUAUUUCUUCCUCGGUCACUUCUCUCUCCUAGAGAUCCUGACCACAUCCAUCAUCAUCCCUGUCAUGCUCUGGGGCUUGCUGCUCCCUGGGGUGCAGAGAAUAUCUCUGGCUGGAUGUGUCGCCCAGCUCUUCCUGUACCUUGCUGUGGGGACCACAGAGUUUGCAUUGCUGGGAGCGAUGGCCGUGGACCGUUACGUGGCUGUCUGUCACCCGCUGAGGUACCACGUCAUUAUGAACAGCCACACCUGCCUCUGGGUGGUAGUUGUGUCGUGGCUGUUUGGGUUCCUUUCUGAAAUCUGGCCGGUCUAUGCCACGUUUCAGCUCACCUUCUGCAAAUCAAACCUGAUAGACCAUUUUUAUUGUGACCGAGGGCAGCUGCUCAAACUAGCCUGUGAUGACAGCCUUUUCACGGAGUUUAUUCUUUUUUUAAUGGCCGUUUUCAUUAUCGUCGGUUCUCUGAUCCCCACAGUUGUCUCUUACACCUGCAUCAUCUCCACCAUCCUCAAGAUCCCCUCGGCCUCUGGCCGGAGGAAAGCCUUCUCCACGUGUGCCUCCCACUUCACCUUUGUGGUGCUGGGCUAUGGCACCUGCCUCUUCCUCUACGUGAAGCCCAAUCAGACGCAGGCGGCCGAGUACAACAAGAUAGUUUCCCUGCUGAUCUCUGUGGUGACCCCUUUCCUGAGCCCUUUCAUCUUCACCCUCCGGAAUGACAAAGUCAUAGAGGCCUUUUGAGAUGUCAUGAAACACUGCUGUCAGCUCCUCAAGGGUUAGCUCUGUCCUAAGGACAACCAUGGACUCACUGUCAUGGACCUGAAGAAUCUGAAAUACCUGAAAUGAUCAUUUUCACUGCCUAAUAGUUCAUGUCAUCUACAGGGGAAUUUUA
Molecule: messenger RNA, 1263 nt
Organism: Miniopterus natalensis
Lineage: Eukaryota; Metazoa; Chordata; Mammalia; Chiroptera; Miniopteridae
Source: RefSeq, a predicted model, not a curated record